This is a messenger RNA of Hymenoscyphus albidus, 1413 nucleotides long. Lineage: Eukaryota; Fungi; Ascomycota; Leotiomycetes; Helotiales; Helotiaceae. The record is from the annotation of a GenBank genome assembly.
AUGGUCUCCGACGACUUCGCUCUUGCGCAACAGCGCCUCAUCGCGCGACGAGAAGCCCGAGAACGCGAUGCCCAAGCGCGCAUGACCGCUCAACAAGAUGCUUCACGAGCAGCUCAACAACUCCGCCAACUUCCUUUUCCACUCGGACGACUAGGUCAAGCGGGACUAACAACCUGGGAUAGUAUAAAAGGUAGAGAGGGGACGCGACCGGCGUUCAGAGUCGGCCAGGUUGAUGCAGAGCUGCUGGACGAGGAGUUACUAGAUCUGCUAAAAGGGCAGGUCGGGGGCGCUUUGAAAUAUUACGGUUCGCAUCUACAGGAUGACUGGUCUGCUGAGAUGUUACUGGCGUUGAGGGCGGUGCUAUUCAAACUCACGAUUUGGGAUCAUGAUGCGACGUACGGUGCAGCUUUACAGAAUCUAAAGUUUACGGAUGCGAGGAAUGAAGGGCCAGUAUUGGUCUCACCGUCACGAUGGCAGAAGUCCUUAUAUGGAUUAUUUACAGUGGGAGGGAGGUAUGCUUGGACUAAGUGGGAGAACUGGCUGGUGGAUAACGACAACGGAUACGAUGAUCCCAGUCCUUUGAUGCGGAAGCUGUCGCGGUUAUCAGACAGCAUAUCGACCAUCCACUCAACGGCCGCUUUUGUUUCUUUUCUGGUCUUUCUGGUGAACGGUAGAUAUCGCACGAUCUUGGACCGGAUUCUGAGGUUACGAUUAGCUCCUCCCACGAGUCAGGUCAGCCGGGAAGUCUCUUUUGAGUACCUAAAUCGACAACUAGUUUGGCAUGCCUUUACAGAAUUCUUGCUGUUUGUUUUACCGCUAGUCGGUAUUAGCAGGUGGCGAAAAUGGCUUGCAAGGAUUUGGCGGAAAACCAAAUCAGUCAUGAACAGCGGUGGGGAGGAUGAGGAUACUGUCAAAACCGGAGAAUUCUCAUUCCUGCCUGAAAGAACUUGCGCGAUAUGCUAUCAAGAUCAGAAUGCACCGACGUCUACCGAAGCAGAAGCUCUAGCUGCAUCUUCUGGGGUCGUUGGAUCCGCGCAGACAGAUAUCACGAAUCCGUAUGAGACUAUCCCAUGUGGUUGUAUAUACUGCUUUGUAUGUCUUGCGAGCAGACUUGAGGCUGAAGAGGGAGAGGGAUGGACAUGUUUGAGAUGUGGUGAAGAAGUCAAAGAAUGCAAACCUUGGAACGGAGAUGUUAUUGAAGAGAACAGCAAACCAUCAACAUCCACCAAGACCGUGGGCUUCAAAGAAGAGCCCAAGGAAAUGUCUGAAAUAGAGCCACGAGCCGAGGAAGAGUCCUCAGAUGUGCCCAACUCCCCAAGAGUUGAUGUCUCUUCUCCAAGCAAUGCCUCGGAGCUGGGAGAUGAGGAGGCAUUUGAUCAAGAAGCUGAAGGAGAGAUUGAAUAUGAUGAUUGA